GAGAAAGCUGGAAGUGAGUACAUUGAUUUUCUACUCAGGACAUUGGUUAACCAUCUACAUCCACUUGACUUAUGCACCUUCAAUCUAGAACUUUCGACGUCAUUCUUCUUAUUAAUUCUCCGGUGCUAGGAAGAAAACCACAGGAGCGAUGCCGAUCAUGAAGAAUAGAGGCGACUUUAAUAUCUGGCCACUUGUUCUUGGCUCCCUUCUUUCACCAGAAGCAACAAGAAUAACAUAUUUCUUAUUCGAUAGCAUACGCAUCAUCAUCAUCAUAUGACCACUUAAUAGACUCUUUUUUUUUUUGGCUCAUUACAUAUAGAGCGUCACGGCCACGGUGGCUGGGCCUGUGGGUCAUCUCUGUUCUAGGCAGCAAAAUCUCUGUUCUUAAAUGAUAGAUUUUUACCGAUCAUAAGACCCAUAAUGCAGCUAAGGCGAGUAACAAGAUGCCAUAGAAGAUUACUUGCGAUAGUCUGUAAUGAAGUUUCUUGUUGUUGUACAGAAUGAAGCCUGAGCUUCUAGAGUUCGAUUGGGUAAUAGUGAUAGUCGUACUUCUUCAUAAAAGUGGAGAUCGUGAGAAGAUAUAUUUUUACUAAUCCUUUAGCUUUACUAUUUUACAUACGAAUUAAGAAAGGAUUAGAAG
Amoebophrya sp. A25 is the source of this 640-nucleotide messenger RNA. NCBI's taxonomy places the organism in Eukaryota, Dinophyceae, Syndiniales, Amoebophryaceae. The record is from the annotation of a GenBank genome assembly.